Molecule: messenger RNA, 814 nt
Organism: Sodiomyces alkalinus F11
Lineage: Eukaryota; Fungi; Ascomycota; Sordariomycetes; Glomerellales; Plectosphaerellaceae
Exons: 1
Coding region: 145-642 (165 amino acids)
Source: RefSeq, a predicted model, not a curated record
UGGUGAGGGUGUAGGUGUCAUAGUGGUUCAUUUAUUGGAUUUUGAUUCAUCUCUUCGGUAUUGAUGCCGCAGCCUUUCGAGUGAUGUCGGGACCUAUACGCUGUAACGAGACUACCAUAUGUCUCUCGGCAUAUCCAGAGCUACAUGAGGACACACCUGUCCUUACUAUUCUUCACCUUGGACUUUCUGCCCCCUUCCUUUCCCUCUCCUCCUUUACUUGACCCUCCUCCCGUUCCGUCUCCGCCUCCGACACCAGAACCUGAUCUAGUCCCGGGGCCCGCACCCUGCCUCGCCUUGUCAUCCCUAUUCACCUUUCGCCUUUCUUCCCUCUUCUGCCGCCUCUCCGCCCUCUCUCGUUUCUCCUCCUCCCGCCGCUCUCUGCACGUCGGGCAAUCCGAUUCGUCUAGCGUGCCUGCGCUGUCGACAAGAUGGGCGCACUGCACCCAGACGCCUUCUUUCUUGUUGCUUUUCCUUUGGGCGUCCGGGCAGCGGUUUAUGACCGUGGUUGUCGUGUUGCAGGUUUCGCAGUGUAGGGCCCUUUUUUUGCACAUUUUUUCUUUUUCUUUUUCUUUUCCGCUGGUGGUCUUGUCUGGGUUGAGGAGUGAGUACCAGUUUGUUGUUUGUUUCUGGUAUGGUCGGUAGGUUGCUAGGAUCGCGGGGGAUAAGAUGUUGGUUCGCUUGAGGUUGGGGACUUGGAAGAGAAUAGGGGCUAAAUAGGGGCUAAAUAGGGGCAGCUGAGUCUUGGACGGCGUCGAGUCCACAGGGUUCUAACUGAUUCACGCCCACACCAACAGACGAAGCAACCUGCAAGUAA